CUAUAUAAGGUCAGGAUGUGGAAUGCUGAAGGCAGCGUCCUACCUUCUCCUGAGCUCCACGCUUUCUUAUCUGUGCUCCCUGCUAAUCAACUCACCAGCAUGAAGCUCUUGGCAUUGCUGGUACUGGUGGCCGUUUCCACCUUCCUGGUUUCAGGCCAGACAACUGGCGCCGCUGCAAGUGAUAGCUCUACUGCUGCCGCCACCACAGCUGCCGCCACCACAGCUGCCGCCACCACAGCUGCCGCCACCACUGCCGCUGCCACCACUGCUGCUCCUGCCACCACUACCGCUGCCACCACUCACUUGCUGUCACCACUCCUAAAGGACUUAUGGAAUUUCUUACACGUAUUUUGAAGCCAUGAUUGUGAGAUGAAGUAUCCUGGAUGUCCUGCAUGUGAUCCUGCUGGGCUCGGCCAGAAUGUCCUUUCAUUUGAUUUACUCCAACCACGUACCAUGCCUAUCAUGUCUCUCCUAUCUCUAAUCAGUUUGUUUGUUUUCAAAUAAAAUUAACACUGAGCAACA
Molecule: messenger RNA, 522 nt
Organism: Felis catus (domestic cat)
Lineage: Eukaryota; Metazoa; Chordata; Mammalia; Carnivora; Felidae
Product: spore coat protein SP65
Exons: 4
Coding region: 16-354 (112 amino acids)
Source: RefSeq, a predicted model, not a curated record